Messenger RNA from Lepisosteus oculatus (spotted gar), 880 nucleotides. NCBI's taxonomy places the organism in Eukaryota, Metazoa, Chordata, Actinopteri, Semionotiformes, Lepisosteidae. The record is from RefSeq and is a predicted model, not a curated record.
AUUAGCAGGAAGGCAGUGAAAUAAAUGUGAUUGAUCUUGACGCAGCAGAAGCAGAUUGAAAGGGAGUCCCAGUGGUGUGUGAACUCGCUGGCCCAGGACUUGUUCUCACUGCUGUCUCACCUGAGCUCAGUCUCCGCCCUCUUUCCCCACUCUGACCACCUCCUCCUCUCCUGAUUGGCUGGCGUGCUCAGGGCGGGGGUAUAUAAGCCCUGGUGGUGGGGCUAGGAGUCAGUCUUUCUCUGCAGCCAUGGUGUGUAGACUGAGAGUAGAGCAGCUGCUGAUAUUGGGCCUCUUUGUUGGCUUAGUGUUUGCCCAGAGAUGGGAUAGAAAGCCCCUCUUUGAGGCUGAGGGGGUUGAGUCUGACCUGGGUAGUCUCCCCAGGGGAGGUUACUAUAGAAAUCAGCUCAGAGGUGAGGAUGCUGAGGGGGACUUGGAGAGGGGCCUGACUGGAACAGCAGAGUCCCUGUCUGAGACAGGAAGGCUUUCUGGCUUGGAGGAGAGGUUGGGUGUUGGAGCUGGGCUGGGUCAGGAGGACACAGCUGCCCACAAGGAUGGAGCUAAGGAAGAGGUGGUUAAUCCCCUGGGUGCUGGAAAUGCCCAGUUGGGUGGCUCUGUGGCUCAGGGUGCUGGAGCUCGGGAUGGUCCCAGCGGAGGUGCUGUGGGGGCUGGUCUGCACGACCGAGAGCCACAACAGCAGCAGCCCCAGGCCAGGCAGAGCUCCAGCAUCCGGCCCCUGGUCUCCUGUGGCAAGAAGGGCCUGAUGAUCCGCUUCUCUGUGAGGAGGUACAGCGCCAUCUACCUGCUGAGAGGUGAGGGUGCCUUCCGGGGUCCUGCCCCUGCGGCCGGUGCCCUCAGGGAUGGGUAGCGCUAGUCUGUAUAG